UUGCCCUCUCCACCUUCGAGCCCCGUCCCCUUCCCACCCGUCUCGUUCCCCACCAGUUUCUGUCCAAGAACCACCGUGCUGGAAGAGGGAGAAGGUGGAAUUACUGGCUCGACUCCGCCACCAGCUAAAUCGCUCGCGGCGGCGGCAGGAUUGUCGGGAGGAGGAGGAAAGAAGCUGAGGAUUACUCCAACGAUUUUUCCUCUGCUAAUUCUUUUUCUCUCUAAGGGAUGGGCAGGCUGUACCGGCCAGCGGGGAACCAUAUCCAUGGCCAACCUCCACGUCAGCCACGUGGUGGAGGACACGAGUUUUGCCUCUUCCUACGGAUGUUCCUCCAGUCCCUCUCCUUCCAGAUCCGGAUCCGAAACUAUAGUUCGCGAGGAGAACGACUUUUUCUCCGCGCUCCUCCGGCUGCAUUGCGCGAAGAAUAACUAUAAAUCGCCGUUGAAGGAGAGAGGGAAAUGCUCUUGGUCCAGAUUUGACGCGGAGCGGUUCGUGAAAAGAGUGAAUCACAGCAACGGAAUGGUUAAAGCGGCAGCGGCGGGGACGAUGGAGCCGACUCUUCUGCGGGGUAAGAAAAUUCGAAUCAAUACUACCAUUAAUGGCAGUUACAAUCCUGCUCCAAGUGGUGAUGGCUAG
Messenger RNA from Linum tenue, 636 nucleotides. The record is from the annotation of a GenBank genome assembly. Lineage: Eukaryota; Viridiplantae; Streptophyta; Magnoliopsida; Malpighiales; Linaceae.